UCCCAGCCCUCCACCUCCCUACCCCCGGUCGUUGGCUUCUUCUUCUUCUUCUUCUUUUUUUUUUUUCCUGCGAUAAUUCUCUGGUUUGCCAAAUCUCUCUAAUCAAGCUCCUGGCCUUGCCUCACUGUGCCUUCCCUCCCUGUCUGUUGUCACAGUUGUGGACCAGGAGGUAUUUAGUCUCACUUGCUGGGCGAAUCCUGCUUCACAGAUGUAAGUGAAGGAGAAGCCACUGCCCAGGCCUGUGUGUGGGCCACCUCUCUGAAGGUAAGGGCAGACUCUGAUGUCCAGUCCUCACUGUCUUCUGCUGUCUGGAGCAAGGAGAGGAACCACCCACAACGAUCCUGAAAACAAGAGAUACCAUUCAAAGUGGAAGCCUAAACAUGCAUCAUGAAGAAUUAAUCUUGACACUCUGCAUUCUCAUUGUUAAAAGUGCCUCAAAAAGUUGUAUUCACCGAUCACAAAUUCAUGUGGUAGAGGGAGAACCUUUUUAUCUGAAGCCAUGUGGCAUAUCUGCACCAGUGCACAGGAAUGAAACAGCCACCAUGAGAUGGUUCAAAGGCAGUGCUUCACAUGAGUAUAGAGAGCUGAACAACAGAAGCUCGCCCAGAGUCACUUUUCAUGAUCACACCUUGGAAUUCUGGCCAGUUGAGAUGGAGGAUGAGGGAACGUACAUUUCUCAAGUCGGAAAUGAUCGUCGCAAUUGGACCUUAAAUGUCACCAAAAGAAACAAACACAGCUGUUUCUCUGACAAGCUCGUGACAAGCAGAGAUGUUGAAGUUAACAAAUCUCUGCAUAUCACUUGUAAGAAUCCUAACUAUGAAGAGCUGAUCCAGGACACAUGGCUGUAUAAGAACUGUAAGGAAAUAUCCAAAACCCCAAGGAUCCUGAAGGAUGCCGAGUUUGGAGAUGAGGGCUACUACUCCUGCGUGUUUUCUGUCCACCAUAAUGGGACACGGUACAACAUCACCAAGACUGUCAAUAUAACAGUUAUUGAAGGAAGGAGUAAAGUAACUCCAGCUAUUUUAGGACCAAAGUGUGAGAAGGUUGGUGUAGAACUAGGAAAGGAUGUGGAGUUGAACUGCAGUGCUUCAUUGAAUAAAGACGAUCUGUUUUAUUGGAGCAUCAGGAAAGAGGACAGCUCAGACCCUAAUGUGCAAGAAGACAGGAAGGAGACGACAACAUGGAUUUCUGAAGGCAAACUGCAUGCUUCAAAAAUACUGAGAUUUCAGAAAAUUACUGAAAACUAUCUCAAUGUUUUAUAUAAUUGCACCGUGGCCAACGAAGAAGCCAUAGACACCAAGAGCUUCGUCUUGGUGAGAAAAGAAAUACCUGAUAUCCCAGGCCAUGUCUUUACAGGAGGAGUAACUGUGCUUGUUCUCGCCUCUGUGGCAGCAGUGUGUAUAGUGAUUUUGUGUGUCAUUUAUAAAGUUGACUUGGUUCUGUUCUAUAGGCGCAUAGCGGAAAGAGACGAGACACUAACAGAUGGUAAAACAUAUGAUGCCUUUGUGUCUUACCUGAAAGAGUGUCAUCCUGAGAAUAAAGAAGAGUAUACUUUUGCUGUGGAGACGUUACCCAGGGUCCUGGAGAAACAGUUUGGGUAUAAGUUAUGCAUAUUUGAAAGAGAUGUGGUGCCUGGCGGAGCUGUUGUCGAGGAGAUCCAUUCACUGAUAGAGAAAAGCCGGAGGCUAAUCAUCGUUCUCAGCCAGAGUUACCUGACUAACGGAGCCAGGCGUGAGCUCGAGAGUGGACUCCACGAAGCACUGGUAGAGAGGAAGAUUAAGAUCAUCUUAAUUGAGUUUACUCCAGCCAGCAACAUCACCUUUCUCCCCCCGUCGCUGAAACUCCUGAAGUCCUACAGAGUUCUAAAAUGGAGGGCUGACAGUCCCUCCAUGAACUCAAGGUUCUGGAAGAAUCUUGUUUACCUGAUGCCCGCAAAAGCCGUCAAGCCAUGGAGAGAGGAGUCGGAGGCGCGGUCUGUUCUCUCAGCACCUUGAGCUCCAGACGAGCUUGAUGUCAAAAGCAAGUGAAGCGCUGCUAGAGGUCAUGCGUGUGCCUAUUCACAGCGGUAGCUGUGGUUCAAAAGGCUGAAUUUUGUGACUAUACCCCCCACUCCCAGUUAGGAGAGUUGUCAUCGGGUCAUCACAGAUGAAACAGAGCCUUGGUUGUGAUCCUGAACUCGCAGAGGGGGCCUUGGGAUUCACAAGAAAUCAGUUUGUUAUUCUUUCUUCCUCUGGAGCAGUGAUUCCCAACCUGUGGGUUGUGGCCCCUUUGGCAAACCUUUAUCUCCAAAAUAGAUGUACGCUAUGAUUCAUAACUGUAGCCAACUCACAGUUACAAAGUAGCAACGAAAAAAGUUUUAUGGUUGGGGGUUUCACCACAGUGUGAAGAACUGUAUUAAAGGGUUGAAGCAUUAGGAAGGUUGAGAACCGCUGGCCUAGAGCUGUCUGCAUACCGUUCCAUUCAGCCAAGAUGGAGGUAGGCUGGCAAACUGAUUUAUGCCCCUAAAUAAGGCACCUCUUCAGAAUUUUUCAACUAACAGUGGAUUCCAACUGGAGAAUUUUAUGCGCUCCGAGGCAUUUUCUAUGAGCCAAUCUUUACUGCAUCUCAAGGGUACAUGGCUCUCUCCCAGGCUUGGGAGGUGCAAGAGGUGAGAGAAAAAGCUGGAAACACAAGAGAAAUGGGAUGAGAGAAAGCUCCAGGAACUUGGCUUCAGGAUGAGUUUGGUGUUGCAAGGUAGUUCUUAGAAAGUCAGUCAGACGUCAAGCAGGACUUCCUUGUUUCUUCAACCUUUUCGUACAUCCUUUGAAAUGGAACCUGCGAUAUCGUUUAUUGCAGACAGAAGUUUAAAUUCAGAGAACUCAGUGGGCCUUUCAACUUUAGUGGCUUUAAGUUUUUGUUGGCUUUGUGUAAAUGUUUAUCUGUAGGAUCAUACUAGCUGCUAAACUGUAGCAAACAAUCAACAAAUGCUUGCUGUUUUUAUGAGCCAAUUCUGGUGCCCUGGGCAUGCAGGCAGUUUUGGUGUGGCAGUUGACGGUGUGGUAUGUGCAGCCAAAUUUGAUGGACAAUCUUGGAUUUUGUGAGCUCUGGAAUUUUAUCCAACUUCUCAUACUUCAGUUUACUCAUUUCUAAAAUCAGAGUUUAAAGUAAAUACAGCUAGUUCCCAAGGGCACUAAAGACUACUCUGUAAACAUGGCUCUUAUUGUUGAUGGCAGUAACUGCUCUCAUUCAUUGGCUCAGUGAUUCCACAGUAGAGGGAAUGGGAGCCAGAGAGCAGGUUGGGAAAUGGGUCUACAAAUAGGAGCAACAAGUGGAGAGGGCAGAGGAGAAACAUAGCAGUAGAAGAAACACAAUAUACAUAAGCAUACACACAUAAACAUACAUACAUACAAAAACACACAUACAAACAGAAACACACAUAAACACAAACAUAGAACCGCACACACAGAAACACAUACAAACAUACAUACACACACAUACACACACACACACACACACACACACACACACACACACACACACAACACCUCCUGCUGAAAUAUGCAUCUCUCGGCACUGGAAGAUACUUUUGUUUCUCUAAAGAGAGUUGUCACACUGGGGCCUCCUCCAUGGUUCAAAACAGUAGCUGUCUGUGGGAAUUGCCCCCCGCUCCCAUGUGUGUGUGUGUGUGUGUGUGUGUGUGUGUGUGUGUGUGUCUGUCUGUCUGUGUGUGUGUAGGUGUAUGCUACCCUUGCAUAAAAAAGAAGAUUCAGAGAAGCCCAAAGCUUCUUGUGACCUUGCAAGUGCCUGAGUGAAGCAAGAAUAUUCUAGGGAAGUCUAGAGCAGAGACUGUGCUGAACAAACACAGUAGAUUUUAGGAAAACCAAACCAAACCAAAUGAAAGGAAAGGAAACAGAAAAAAAAACAAGAAGAAUGGGGAUUCUUAAGUAAUUUUUGUAACUCAUGACUUCAUGUGCUAUUUGACUGACUUGAGAAAAGAAGGUAAAUUCAUUCAACAUCUGCUGUCACAACAGCUGUGUGUGAAAACCUAGCAUCAGAAGAGAGUUGGGAGAGUUUGAGACUUCGCUUUGUUCUUCUAUCAGCCAAGCUUCGACACAUGAAGUUUAUUUUAUAUGAAAUAUAUUUUGUAUUAAAUCUGCCAAAUACAUACAUUAGACUGGA
This is a messenger RNA of Mus musculus (house mouse), 4158 nucleotides long. It is a transcript of the gene Il18r1, whose product is annotated as interleukin 18 receptor 1. The transcript is spliced from 11 exons. Gene Ontology annotation, cellular component: membrane; interleukin-18 receptor complex. Gene Ontology annotation, biological process: positive regulation of type II interferon production; signal transduction; positive regulation of T-helper 1 cell cytokine production. The record is from RefSeq and is marked validated. Gene Ontology annotation, molecular function: interleukin-18 binding; NAD+ nucleosidase activity, cyclic ADP-ribose generating; interleukin-18 receptor activity. Bases 381 to 1994 code for a protein of 537 amino acids. NCBI's taxonomy places the organism in Eukaryota, Metazoa, Chordata, Mammalia, Rodentia, Muridae.